AUGGCUGACUAUACUGAAUACGCUGCACCCAGUGCCGACUGGGUUGCUUUGGAGCCGAGCCUGCCCAAGCUCCCUGAAGUUUCGGUCGAGGAACUCAAGCAGCUGCUCAACAAAAGUCGUGAGGACAUUGCUACCCAGGCGAUGAGCAGUGGCACGCACCUACCGACCUGCCGGCGUGGAUCCCUCAGAGCGUCUCCCCUCUAUAUCCAUAUUCACGGCGGUGGCUUCUUAUUUGGGACUCUCGCGUCCGAGGAUGGCAUCUGCUCUCGCAUUGUUACCUCGCGGGCGGAGAAGGACGAGCCCAUCGUCGUAUUAAACGUGAACUAUCGUCACACUCCCGAAUACCGGUAUCCAACCGCCUGGGACGAUAUCGAAGACGCCUUCGUCUGGGCUCACGAAAACAUCGCUGAGAUCGGCGGCCUGAGCGACCAAGUCGUCGUGGGUGGCAUUUCAGCUGGCGGCCAAUUGACUGCCUCACUAGCACUGGCCCAGCUUCGUGGUGAGAAUAAGAAGUUGGCAGCUUGUCCCAGAAUCAGGGGACAGGUCUUGAUGAUCCCUUGCCUCGUUCAAAGUGAUUACUAUGGCUCGAGACUAGACCUGCUGAAGAGUCCUGAGUUGUCUAGCUACAAGCAAUGUGCUCAGGCGCCCAUCCUGCCCGUUGAUCGCAUCAAUAUGUUUAUGAGUCUUCUUGGCGUUGUUGGCGUUGGGGGUGCGGAGAAGGACCUCCGGAUGAACCCUGGCAAUGCGUCCGCGGAAGACGUCAAGGCACUUCCGCCUACGACCUUUGGCAUUGCAGGUAAUGACCCACUACGUGAUGAAGGGCUUUUCUAUGCAAAGCUUCUGAAUGACAACGGUGUCCCUAUCGAUGUCCAUGUCUUCCGUGGCGUACCGCAUGGAUUCAGAAGGUUUGGCGAUAAGCUAGCGUCCUCGAGUAAAUAUUGGGAUCAGGUCAUGAGCGACGGUAUUACCUGGGCGUUGUCGAACCCGCCAGCUGGGGCCUUUGAAAUCAUAUCUGAUUGA
Messenger RNA from Penicillium maclennaniae, 1020 nucleotides. RefSeq names its product alpha/beta hydrolase. The coding region runs from base 1 to 1020 and encodes 339 amino acids. The transcript has 3 exons. The record is from RefSeq and is a predicted model, not a curated record. Gene Ontology annotation, molecular function: hydrolase activity. Lineage: Eukaryota; Fungi; Ascomycota; Eurotiomycetes; Eurotiales; Aspergillaceae.